Messenger RNA from Sesamum indicum (sesame), 2551 nucleotides. RefSeq lists its product as uncharacterized. Gene Ontology annotation, molecular function: protein binding. The record is from RefSeq and is a predicted model, not a curated record. NCBI's taxonomy places the organism in Eukaryota, Viridiplantae, Streptophyta, Magnoliopsida, Lamiales, Pedaliaceae.
GGGGAGUGAAAUUGGGUGUAGGAGAGAAGGGUCCAUAAGUGGAGAGUGAGUAUAAAAGGGGAAGAGGGAGGGAGGAGUGGAAGGGUAAUAUUAUGCAAUUUCAUUUGAGAAGAGAAAGGGUCUGAAGGUCUCUCCUACAAAAACACAACCCUAGAGUUGAGUUAGACCUCUGAUAACACACCACCUCUUAACCAUCCCUUAAAUAUACAAAAUAUUUCUUCCAAUACAAAAAACUAUAAAAACACAUUUCCAACUCUACCACCGCAUCCUUAAAACUCUUUUCUCCCAUGACCAAACCGGACGGAAUCGCGCCCCCCACUGGUGCUCCUAAGGACCACCUUUCCCUCCCUUCCUGGGGCACCUGGGAGGAGCUUCUCCUUGCCUUCGCCGUCAACCGCCACGGCACCGCCUCCGCCGCUUGGGACUCUAUUGCCUCUGAACUCCGCAAACGCACCUCUGACCCUAACCUCUCCCUCACCCCACACAACUGUCGCUUGAAGUAUCUUGACCUAAAACGCCGCUUCGUCGCUCCCAAUGAUGAUUUCGACGACGAUGAGCCUCGCGACGAUAAAUCCAACGUUGAGGAGUCCGUGCCCUUGCUGGAGGAGCUCAGGAAAUUGAGAGUCGCGGAACUCCGUCGCGAAGUCCAACGUUACGAUCUCAACAUCGAGUCGCUGGAGUUAAAGAUGAAGAGAAUGGAAGAAGAGCGAGAAAAAAGCCUGAGGAGAGAGAAACACGAGUCGGAUCUAGAGAAGAUGAGUGAAGAGAAGAGAUAUAUUGAACCGGAGUCUGAACCGGCGACGGCCAGAGAACCGGCCGCCGGCGAAGAAUUGGCAAAGGAUCAAUUAUCGGUGAAUGAAUCAAACUCCACAGAUCCCGGGGCGGAGAAGUUGAUAACUGGCGAGAAAGAAUCAGAACCGGCUCAAACGGGAGGCGGAGAGCUAAGGGAGGAUCGAACCGGUCAGACGAGCGAAGAGCCGGCUGAGCUGAAGUCCGAACCGGAUCAGAAGUCGGUCCGGGAGGACUCCUGCAACGGGAGUUCCAAUAGCAUAGAGGAGUCGGAACGGAAGGCAAAAGCCGAGCCUGUUAGUGACUCGGCAGAUUUAGUUGAAUCGGAGGCCGAGUCAGAUGGCGCGGGAGCGGAGGCGACGAAGGAAAACUCGGAUGUGCAGAGUACAGCUAGUAGAUCGCGGAAGGAGGAGGGAAGUGAUAAGGGACGGCGCGGGAGUACGAAUGGCGAUGAGCGUGAACACGAGGAUCAAUCUCGUGCCGUAAAAGAAUUGUCUGCCGAAUCGCAGCCGUUGGUUGACUUUCUGCAGGGCAUCCGGGCUCAUAAGCUCGGCUCCACGUUCCAGCGGCGGCUCCGGAGCCAGGAAUCCUCGAAAUAUCACAAGUUGAUCCUCCAGCACAUAGAUCUUGAGACAGUUGAAACAAGGUUGAAAGAAGGAUGGUAUUCAGGCUCCAAGAGCAAGUUUUUUCGCGAUCUUUUGUUGCUUGUCAACAAUGCUCUUGUCUUCUUUAGCAAAAACUCCCCCGAGGCCAAUGCUGCUGCUGAGAUUCGACGGCUCAUUUCGAAAGAGUUCUCGCAGAUAUAUGCCAAGUCAGAUUCUUCAUCUGGCAAACAAGUUUCUCUACAGUCCCUGUCAUUGCCCAAGAAAGAAGAUCUUGAGUCUUCACAUUCUUUGAUGCUAAAGCCUCGAAUAUCAGGCUCCUUGAUAGUCUGUCGUAAACGCAGUUCGAUUGCAGCAAAGGCAUCGGCAUCGUCUUCAGGAGCUGAUAAGAAGAAAGAGCAAACUUCAUUGCUUGCGGAGGAGAAGGAGGCCAAACUGCAGCGUUCCCAGCCGUCUGAGGAGCCUAAAAUCACGAAGAAGAGGACGAGGGAUAGAUUUUCCUCAGCUUCGGCCAACUCAAAGAAAAACAAGAAUCAAACCAACAGCAGCAGCAAUAAAAACUCGGUGGUCGAAUCAGGGAAACAACCGGUAAAGGGAGGAUCAUCGUCACAGCAAGCAGAGCCCAAGGGCGAGAACAAGAAGAACCAGCCAAUAUCAGACUCGAAGAAAAGAGGGGCAGCUAACUUCUUGAAUAGAAUGAAGCAAGGCUCAUCCUCAAACAACGGUGUCUUGCUCGAUGCAUUGAAGAACACACCGUUGACUAGUGAAAGCACAACCAGCAAAGGAGGAUCUGAAUCAAAGAAAAACGAAAACGCAAAACGUGGCGAGAAGAAAGAACAGGUUACUCGGAGAAGUUCGGAAAUGAGGCAGGCGAAGGAGAAAGAGAAAGAGAAAGAGAAGGAGAAGGAGAAGGAGAAGGAGAAGGAGAAGGGGAGUCCAGCAAAGAGGAACGUUGGGAGACCGCCAAAGAGAGGGGCUGCGCCGCCUCCUACACUUGGGAAGCGGGGUAAGGAAAGAGCGGAAACGGAGGCUGCAGCUUCAAAACAGCCAAAGAAAAGAUCAAGGAAGUUAUAGCAAUGGUGAAAGAAAAAGGGGUAGACACAUUUGUACUUAGUGUAUGGAUUCAUGUUCCUUCUUUAUAGAUUUGCUUUUGUUUUUCA